This is a messenger RNA of Nilaparvata lugens (brown planthopper), 7571 nucleotides long. Its product is annotated as glutamate receptor ionotropic, NMDA 2B. Gene Ontology annotation, molecular function: transmitter-gated monoatomic ion channel activity involved in regulation of postsynaptic membrane potential; NMDA glutamate receptor activity. Gene Ontology annotation, biological process: modulation of chemical synaptic transmission; monoatomic ion transport; synaptic transmission, glutamatergic. The record is from RefSeq and is a predicted model, not a curated record. NCBI's taxonomy places the organism in Eukaryota, Metazoa, Arthropoda, Insecta, Hemiptera, Delphacidae. The coding region runs from base 852 to 4103 and encodes 1083 amino acids. Gene Ontology annotation, cellular component: postsynaptic membrane; plasma membrane. The transcript has 22 exons.
CCCCCCAAGUGCGCGCCAACCCAACGUAACGCACAUUGUCUGCCCGCCGCUACACCCCCGGUUCGGUCCAAAUCGAAUUGGGCCGUGUCAAGUUUAGCCGGUAACCCCAAUAAAACGUGCACUGUAGAUACUUGUCGGAAUGUCCUAAUUAAAGUUGGGAAAACAUUCUUGGAGAAACGUCAUGGUGUAAAGUGACACAUCACUCACUUGGAUAAACAUCAACUACUAGAAAAAUCUUGAACAAAUGGAAGAAGUGGAAGCUUCUUGAAGACCAAAAAAAUGCUUCAUCACGGUUAUUGCCGUUUGUCUUUGAAACUUCCAUGCACAAAUCUUCGAAUUUCAAGAAAUGAUGACACGAACAUACUCAGCAACGCUUUUUUCAAUCCCAUUUCAAUAGAAAAACACACAGCCCCCGUACUCUUGAAUUAAUAAAGAUGGCAUUAUCUUCAAAUGUAUUCCAGGAAGGCUCAGACAAAUUCUACUUCAAAUUUAUGUGGUAGUAAUAUUCAAACCGUGAUGUCGACUCAAUACUCUCAACCGUUAUCCUGAAGAGCAUAUCAAUUCUUGAAAUUGGACCGGGAAAAUCCAGGCUGUGAGUGAAGCAGGAAAGAAAAAGCUAACGGAAUAGUAAAUUGGGAACCCGAAGAGAGGGAAUCUAUAAUAGGGCUGUUACGUAUUGAGUGAUUUUAGGCCACUUUCUCGAAGAGAUGGAGGAGGUUUUUCCAUUGAAAUACGCGUAUAAAUAUUGAUAUCAGUUGAUUACGUAUAGAGUGAUUUCGGGUCUGUUUCUGGAAAAGGGGAGGGAGGUUUUUAUAUUGAAAUACGUUUAUAAAUAUUGAUAUCAGCUAAGGAUGAGGUGGGUGCUUCUAAUGGCGUUAUUAGCAUGCAGCCCACUGGUGCUGAGUUGGCGAAAUCAGUCGGGGGUGCGGAUUGGCACAGGACGGGCAGGUAGCCAGACUGGCGGGGGCAGUGUGUUCGGCAAGCAGGGGGGCCGCGGGGGCAGUGGCAUCAAGCUGGGCAGUGCCACCCGCAACAUUACCACCCCCCUUCCACCACCCACUGCGCCAUCAACCAUUGAGACACCGACCACAGGCACCUACCAUCAAGAGACCGCUGCUAGCAGCAGAGUACUACAGAUUGGACUAGUACUACCUCAUCAGGCAUUUCUCCGGAGAGAUUACAAUAAAGCUGUUAGUCAAACGAUUGCAACUCUGCUGAGAUCUUCUAAAGGACUUCGUUUGCUGCAUUUUAAGAAGCAUGAACUCAAAGUUGAGCUACGCAUGAUGAUAUCCACGCCAAGUCCCACAGCUAUCCUCAACUCGCUGUGCAAAGAAUUUCUCUCAGUAAACGUUUCUGCAAUUCUUUACCUCAUGAAUUAUGAACAAUAUGGACGAUCCACAGCCUCAGCCCAAUAUUUUCUGCAGUUGGCUGGUUAUCUGGGAAUACCUGUCAUUGCGUGGAACGCCGACAAUUCAGGCCUGGAGAGGAGAGCUUCACAAAGCAGCCUACAACUGCAGCUGGCGCCAUCGCUGGAGCAUCAGACAGCGGCCAUGUUGAGCAUACUGGAAAGAUACAAGUGGCACAGGUUCUCGGUAGUGACGUCACAGAUCGCUGGACACGACGAUUUCAUUCAGGCAGUCAGGGAGAGAAUAACAGCCAUGCAGGAUAGAUUCAAGUUCAGUCUGAUGAAUGCUGUUCUGGUAACAAAACCGCAGGAUCUUCUGCAACUUGUCAACUCCGAAUCCAGAGUGAUGCUGCUCUACUCGACCCGUGAAGAGGCCAUCCACAUCUUGAAUGCCGCCAAAGAAUACAAAAUCACCGGCGAGAACUACGUCUGGGUUGUCACUCAGAGUGUCAUCGAGGAUCUACAGACUCCCUACCAGUUUCCGGUUGGAAUGCUGGGCGUUCACUUCGACACAUCAAGCAACCGUUUACUCACCGAGAUCUCAACUGCCAUCAAGGUGUAUGCCUACGGUGUGGAAGACUAUCUGAGUGAUCCGAAGAACGCGAACGCAUCCCUCAACACCCAGUUAUCCUGCGAAGGAGUGGGGGAGUCACGCUGGAAAGCUGGUGAUCGCUUUUACAAGUACUUGAGGAACGUCAGUGUUGAAGGCAGCGAAGGCAAACCGAACGUUGAGUUCACAGCUGAUGGCGUUCUAAAAGCAGCUGAACUGAAAAUAAUGAAUUUGAGGCCUGGAGUCAGCAAGCAACUAAUUUGGGAGGAGAUAGGAGUGUGGAAGUCUUGGGAGAAAGAAGGAUUGGACAUCAAGGAUAUAGUGUGGCCAGGCAACAGCCACACUCCGCCGCAAGGCGUGCCUGAGAAAUUCCACCUGAAGAUCACCUUCCUCGAGGAGCCUCCCUACAUCAACCUCGCCCAGCCUGAUCCAAUCACCGGCAAGUGCAACAUGCAGAGAGGGGUCAUCUGUCGGAUAGCCAAGGAGUCCGACAUGGCUGAAGUGGAUGUUGGCUCAGCCCAGCGGAACAGUAGCUUCUACCAGUGCUGCUCAGGAUUUUGUGUCGAUCUUCUUGAAAAAUUCGCCGAGGAAUUGGGUUUCACCUACGAGCUGGUCAGAGUAGAAGACAGAAAAUGGGGAACACUUGAGAACGGAAAAUGGAACGGCCUGAUAGCGGAGCUCGUCAACCGAAAAACGGACAUGGUAAUGACGUCACUGAUGAUUAAUUCGGAAAGGGAGGCGGUGGUGGACUUCACUGUGCCCUUCAUGGAGACCGGAAUCGCCAUUCUUGUGGCCAAGCGUACGGGCAUCAUCUCGCCUACUGCCUUUCUCGAGCCUUUUGACACGGCUUCCUGGAUGCUUGUUGGAGUGGUGGCUAUUCAAGCAUCGACGUUCACAAUAUUCCUGUUCGAAUGGCUGAGUCCAUCUGGAUUCGACAUGAAGAAAGUGGCACCGGGAACAAAUCACAGAUUCUCUCUGUUUCGCACCUAUUGGCUGGUUUGGGCUGUCCUUUUCCAAGCUGCAGUCCAUGUUGACUCACCCAGAGGCUUCACUGCCAGGUUCAUGACGAACGUGUGGGCCAUGUUUGCUGUGGUGUUCCUGGCCAUCUACACUGCCAACCUAGCUGCCUUCAUGAUAACCAGAGAAGAGUUCCAUGAGUUUGCUGGAGUUGAUGAUCAUAGGUUGGCAAAACCAUUUAGCACGAAGCCAAUGUUCAAAUUCGGAACUAUUCCAUUCAGUCACACGGACUCAACACUGAAGAAGUACUUCAGUGAGAUGCACAACUAUAUGAAGCAGUUCAACAGAUCCAAUGUGCAAUCAGGAGUUAAUGCUGUCAGAGCUGGUGAAUUAGAUGCUUUCAUCUACGAUGGAACUGUGCUCGACUACUUGGUAGCACAGGAUGAGGACUGUCGCCUCUUGACAGUCGGGUCGUGGUAUGCCAAGACCGGCUAUGGUCUUGCAUUCACUCGCAACUCAAAAUAUGUUCAAAUGUUCAACAAGAGACUGCUAGACUUUAGAGAAAACGGAGACCUAGAACGACUGCGCAGGUACUGGAUGACAGGGUCAUGUAAGCCGGGCAAACAGGAGCACAAGUCGAGUGACCCCCUGGCGCUGGAGCAGUUCCUGUCAGCGUUCCUCCUUCUCAUGUCUGGCAUUCUCUUGGCCGCCGCACUGCUUUUCCUCGAACAUCUCUACUUCAAGUAUGUUCGAAAACAUCUCGCAAAAACCGAUGGGGGAGGCUGUUGUGCCCUCAUCAGCCUUAGUAUGGGGAAGUCGCUGACAUUCCGUGGCGCCGUUUUCGAGGCGCAAGACAUCCUGCGAAAUCACAGAUGUCGAGAUCCAAUUUGUGACACUCAUCUGUGGAAAGUACGUCAUGAGCUGGACAUUGCGCUACUCAAAAUCAGACAGUUGGAGAAAGAAAUGGAGUAUCAUGGAUUGAAACCAAGUAGAAGGGCGCGGAGACUACAAUGCUGCUGUCCGUGUUCUUCCAAUGCUGAACGAUCUCCCAUCGAGUACAUGAGUAGAUCAGAUAUUCUUGGUCUCCGAGAUAUGACGAGAAACCAUAUUUCUUCAACUGAAAAAAGCGGUCGAUUCAGCUCACCACAGUUUCCAAGGACGGAAAUGACAGAAAUGGAAACUGUUCUGUGAUGCUAGCUCAGGCAGUCACGGAAUGAUCAGCCAUCAGAAUAUACUAUAUAAGCGAUAAUUGUUGGUAUUUUUUAGAAUUGUUAAAUAUUUCAAACAACUUGGUAUGCUUCCUAUUUAUAAUAACCUUUAAAAAUUUAUCAUUAUUGUAAACAGGAGAAGUGUUAAUAUCAUUAUAUUUAAAAAAUAUAUAUAAAUGAAUGUUAGAAAUACAUGUUGAAAAUGUCGUAUUAAUAAUAAUAAUUAAAUCAAAUAAAAUUGAAAAUAAAAUAUAAUAUUUAAUAAUUUAUUUCAAAGCUGCUUGCAGGAUCAUUUUUGUUGAUUUAUCAAUGCAAACAAUUAUCGAUAUGCAUGACUGUACUUCGAGAGCUAACACAAAUAAGUAACAAAUAAUGCAUUCCAUGUAUGUGUUUCUAUGUGCUAUUUAAUGACUUGAGCUUACUGUUUGUUAUAAUGUACCUCAUGGUGCUUAUUUAUAAUGUAGAUAAUAAAAUCUGAAAGAAAAAUAUCAUUGACUAUUCAUCGUGAUUUUAAAAUACUGGUAGUUGAAAUGUUUGUACAGAUGCAUUUAUUGUAGUUACAAUAUUUAUUUUUAAAUAUUAUAAUUUAAGGGGGAACAAUGCUUUUACACUGGAAGAAAUACAUUAAGUAAAGUAUUCCUUUAAAUAAUGUUUAUAAUGUGUAUGUCUAUAUAAAUAAUAUGUACAUAAUACAGCUAUCCAAAUAUCAAUGGUGAAUGUGUCAUUCAUUAGAGUUAAAAUACAUACUUCAGAAGCGAAUCAUAAUUAUGUCAAAUAAAUGUUCCAUUAUUUUAAAAAUUAUAAAAAGUACAAUAGUGAGUAGCAGUCAAACUGCGUCAUCUAAUGAGCGGAGAAGGUAAAAUAUAAAGUAUAAAUUAUGAAAAUUCAAAAACAUCAAUCUACCAAUAAACUAAAAAAUUCGUUGAAUAUUUUUUUUCAUGAGGGGAAAAUCGUGUAGGAAGUGAAUGAUUUUGUUCGUUCAUGUUUAAGCUACUUAUGGAUAAACAGAAUCGUUCCAGAAGUACUGGUGAAAAUAUCCGCUAACUAUUGUAUGUAGACUUAGUUUACUGAUAUAAUAUUUACUCUGUAAAUUAAAAUACAUUAUAUUUGUUAUUCCAGGUUAGUAUUGAAUUUAUCAUUUCUUGAACAAUUAUCGGAAUAAGUACAACAUUAAUUACAUUUUUCAUUUAGAAUGUAAUGUAGGAUACUGGAAAAAUAAUUUUUGUGAUUCAGAAAUUGUUACUAGGUGUAGUUAUAUAUUAAUGCUCAAUAAGGAAUGACGAAACUAGGAUAGGAUUAUGAAAACAUUUAUUCAUUGAAUAAUUUAUCCAUGGAAAACAAAUGACUCGUAUUCCAACGGAAAUCCAAUUUCCAAACAGCAUUGGCCUUAUCAAAGAGAUUUCUGAACUUAUUACUUCUUUUUGAGAUUUCCCGGCAUGUAUUUUUCCAACAAAAAAAUCGUUUUUGGUUCUCAGUCUAUCAAAUAUAUCAAUAUUCCAUGUACUAGAUAUUUUUCAGCUUAAUAUGAUUAUAUAUUCCUAUCAUUGUAUAUUAAAAUUUGAGUUUACAAUGCUAAAAAGAGAUUGAGUUUCAAGUUGUAGAAAUUAAAAUUGUAUAUUCAAUACAAAUUAGUAUUUUUUAAUGGUUAUCAGUUGCAACAUUCGAAAAAAUAAUUAUAUUUUGAUAGGCUACAGAUACAGUACUUCAUAGAAACAUUUUCAGUUAUAGUAAAUAAUUAUAGUUGUUAUGAUGAUGUUGGUGAGAGUCUUGCUCCAUUUUCAGGAUUAAUUUCUUAAUAUGUAAAAUAUUUUGAGUAUCAUUUGUGAAUAAUUUAAGAAUAAUGCAUUCUCCAUUGUAAUAAAUCAUAAGGACUGGGGAGUGAGUUAUGUUAUACAGUAACAGCAUUGUUGAUUAAUAUCACUAUACUAGAAUAUUGGUUUUUGUUAAUAGAAAGCGUUUUCAGGAAAUUAAGAGGAAUUAUUUAUUUAAGUAACCUAUCAAUAUGAAGAUAAGUGGAAGUUUCGUGAAAAAUAACUAAUUAUAGGAAAGUUAGUGCCAAUCAGCGUUAUGAUGGUUAAAAAAUUCAAUUUAUUCUAGUACCCUAAGUACUUAUUCUUAAGUUAACGUAAUGUCAUGUCAUUAUAUCGUACAUUUGAUGAGAUUUAGAAGAACAUUUUAUUGGGAAGCCGACAACUAUAGAUAUCCCUUUCUAUAAAGUUCUAAAAUAUUGAAAUGUUGUCUUGUUUUCUAAAAUAUUUUCCAAUUUAUAUGUUGAUGUGUGUAUCAUAUAAACAAUAUGAUAUUAUAUUUUUACAAAGUUGUUGAUAUGUUGAUAUAUUGUGUACUGUUAAUAUAAUUAUAACCAUGAUGUUUUAAAGUUUGAUUAUAAAUUUUAUCAAUACAUCAUAAUAUAUUUAUCAUGUAUUCGAAUAAUUUGUUAUAUAGUAAACUAAACAUUUUUGAAAGAGCCAAUAUUAUCAUUGAUUCAUCGAUAAUAAUCUGCUAUUCAAGAUUUUUACCAAGCUCAUUUUAUCAGGAUAGGUAUGAGUCAAAGGCAAUUGUACUAAUAAAGUUUCAAUGAAAAUUCAAAGCGAUUGCAUGCAUCAAAUGCAAAGUGAGGAAGCUAAAGUAUUUAUCCCAUUUGAGGAAAAAUAAAUUAUGCUCCAAUUUAACUCUCUCAAAUUAGUAAGGUUACUGAUAAUAAUUCUUGUUGAAAUUGAAAAACUAAGUAAUAGAAAGUGACAUUUGAUCCAAGAAAUGUUCCGAACAUUUUAUCUAGUUAUAAAAAUAAUGUGAUAUCUUCGAUUUUGUUCAUUAUCAGAGAACCUGUCAUUGUGUUAAUUAUCCUAUUCUAUAAUAUUAAUUGUUUUCAAAUUAAUUAUAUGAAUAUUAGUUACAUCCUCUCUCAUGAUUCUUCUUCUUUGGAAAAGUUUUCCAAAAUGAUGUGAAAUAAAAUAUUUUAUGAAGAUAAAAAUAAUGUGAUAUCUUCGAUUUUGUUCAUUAUCAGAGAACCUGUCAUGGUGAAAUCAAUAUCAAUAGCAAUGUAUCAUUACUGGAUGAGUAGUAACUAUUGAAGAUUCAAGUAUCAAUGGCCUACAAUAUGUUUUGUGAUAAUUCCUUUUUCUACUGUGUUAUUCUUCAUAUUUUCGUAUUUCAAGUAUAUAAAAUAUCAUGUUGAUCAUUUCCAUAGUUUAGAAACUAUAAUUCAUUCGACAUUAAUUCACGAUUGAAUGUGUACUUAUCGGUAUUGAUAUACUCACUAUAUUAGCCGAGUGAUAAUAAAUAUAAUUUAAGAUGUGAAUCUUAUUAAAAUAAUGAAUGUCUAUAAAGUUGAAUCAGGUAAUAUAUUAUUAUUAUUGUUGAUGACUGUAAAUAACUGAACAAGCGAUGUUAGUUGGUUGAAACAGAUGAAGAUAAUUGUUUGGUUGAUAAAGAUGCUUUCAAAAGAGAA